Messenger RNA from Zasmidium cellare ATCC 36951, 180 nucleotides. RefSeq lists its product as uncharacterized. Bases 1 to 180 code for a protein of 59 amino acids. The record is from RefSeq and is a predicted model, not a curated record. NCBI's taxonomy places the organism in Eukaryota, Fungi, Ascomycota, Dothideomycetes, Mycosphaerellales, Mycosphaerellaceae. The transcript is spliced from 2 exons.
AUGGACCGGAACUCGCCGGCGUACACCGGCAUCGCCUUCGCCGCCGCCCUCGCCCUUGCCGCCGCCUUCGUCAUCGCAUUCUACCUCGUCCGCCGCCGAAAUCAGCGUCGUGAUCUGCGCGAGCAGAUCAGAGAAGAUUACGAGUUGGAGGCCUUCUCCGCCGAUUUGACCCGGCUCUGA